Aspergillus costaricaensis CBS 115574 is the source of this 2128-nucleotide messenger RNA. RefSeq names its product putative salicylate hydroxylase. The transcript is spliced from 5 exons. Bases 1 to 2088 code for a protein of 695 amino acids. Gene Ontology annotation, molecular function: monooxygenase activity; FAD binding; lyase activity. NCBI's taxonomy places the organism in Eukaryota, Fungi, Ascomycota, Eurotiomycetes, Eurotiales, Aspergillaceae. The record is from RefSeq and is a predicted model, not a curated record.
AUGGGGAGCAUUGACCCACGCACAGCCCAAGGAGGCCUUCACAUUCUUAUUGCCGGUGCUGGUAUUGGAGGCCUGGCCACUGCCAUCGCUCUAAGGCAACAAGGCCACCGUGUUGAGUUGUUCGAACGCUCCCGCUUUGCAAACGAAAUCGGGGCAGCGAUUCAUAUUACGCCCAAUGCAAACUCUGCGUUGCUUAGAUUGGGGAUCGACGGCACCAAAUUUGGGGCUGUAGAAACUGAGCAGUUACGCAUGUACACUCCUGGUGGAGAGCCUCUGGGUAUAAUCGACAACAAAGCGCAUGCAGACAAGUGGAGACACAAAUGGACACUUGUUCACCGAGCCCAUCUGCACGAAGCUCUGAAAGUUGCCUCUCAGGCUCCUGGGCCCGGUAUACCAGCUCAGCUGCACACUUCGAGCAAGAUUGUAGAUAUUGACCCAAAAAAUGCCACGGUGACUCUUGAAAACGGAGGAACUUUCAAGGGUGACGUCGUUAUAGGAGCAGACGGUGUCCACUCCCUUGCAAGAUCGAAAUUGCCUUUCGCGAAGGACAUUAAACCUUUCAGCUCUGGCAAGAACGCAUUCCGCUUCCUUAUAAAGCGCCAAGAUGCCCUGGAAGAUCCCGAGACCCGUUCACUUGCUGAGGUGUACAGUUCAGUGGACAUGUGGGAUUCUGAUGAAAAGCGUGUGGUCAUAUACCCUUGUGCCAACAAUGAGUUGCUGAACUUUGUCUGCAUCCACCCCGACACAAUGAGCACCAUCAACACAUCCUCUGAUUGGAACCAAGAAGCUAGCAAGGAGGCGCUUCUUGAAGUUUUCAAGGAUUUCAAUCCCCAGGUUAUCAAGAUGCUAGCCAAGGCUGAUCCUUACACCUUGAGGGUGUGGCCUUUGUUGGACAUGGAAACUCUUCCCACCUGGGUCGAUGACCGACUUGCAGUCAUCGGAGAUGCGGUACAUCCAUUCUUGCCAUAUCGUGCAUCCGGAGGAGCGAUGGCCAUUGAGGAUGGUGUUUCCCUGGCUGUCAUGCUGUCCCGCGAUGUGACCCGCGAGGAGAUACCAGAACGGUUGAAGCUGUAUGAGAAGGCUCGUCACACACGAGCCAGCACUGUGCAGCAGAUGACACGAGAGUCUUCCAAGCCGCAGUCAAUGGAGACAAUGGAAGCAAUGACCGACUAUAUCUACGGCCAUGACGAAUUCGACCACUCCACGCAGGUGCUGCGUAAGCACCUCUGGAGCAAACUCCCGGCCAAAUACUGGCGACAGCCCAUUGUCUUCGGCCCCAUGCCCGGCCCCAGACAAGACUGGUGGGGCAGGAACCGCGUCCAGAAGUCGCUCAAGUCAACAUUCCAGACGGCGUCAAUCCGAUUCAAAACCAGUCGGACGCUGCUGCAAAACCUACUUCCCAAUGAGAGGUAUUCCUUCACCGACCCAAGCACUGUGGCCUAUGCCAGCUUCUCGCAAACGAGACUUCACGGGAUGGACUGGCUCGGCGGCGGCGGCUACCGUCACCUAGGCCUUUACAUCGAGGGCGUGCAGUAUGAGAAGACGGACGGCGAAGUGGUCAAAGGACUGUACCUGCCCAUUCUCUUCGAAAGUCUGACUGAUCCGAUCGUGAGUGGUCGCGAAGAGCUCGGCAUGCCCAAGCUGUACACUGCCAUUGAGGCACACGAGCGGACCAAUUCCUACCAUCUCACGACUAGCUGGGAAGGCGCUGUGUGGGGUCACUUCCACUUAGAAGACCUGGAGGACCAAGACUUCAGCAUGAACCCUCCUCAGAACAUUGGUAAGGGUGACUUGAUCUACCGCUACAUGCCGCAAGUUGGACGUGCAAACAAGGGACAGCCUGAGGCUGAAUACCCCGUGCUUGUGCCACAAGAGGAGGAGCAAAAGAACAUUCCGUCGAGAAUCACUCGGCUCCGGACGACCAAGAACGCCCGUUUUGAGAUUGAUGCACUCAGCUGGGAAGCAUUGCCAACGCUGCAUCAUGUCAUUUCACGGCUGGCUGAAAUUCCUGUGGAUGAGAUUGUUUCGGCCAAGGUGGUUGAAGGUGAGGGGGUAGCAGAUGUGUCAUGCGCGAGACGUAUCGAGUAAGGACUGAGUCGCGUUAAAAGGAAGGUACGGCUGGUCGGAG